Messenger RNA from Aureobasidium namibiae CBS 147.97, 1851 nucleotides. RefSeq lists its product as uncharacterized. Lineage: Eukaryota; Fungi; Ascomycota; Dothideomycetes; Dothideales; Saccotheciaceae. The transcript is spliced from 2 exons. The record is from RefSeq and is a predicted model, not a curated record. The coding region runs from base 1 to 1851 and encodes 616 amino acids.
AUGGAGCCUCCUCCAGGCAUCUCUCUCUCACAGAAGGUCAAGUGGGCGUGCAAAGAACCUGCGCUAGUUGUCUGGAACGACGCUGACCGCUCGGAUAUCUCUUCGCUUGGGCUACCAUGUCCUACUGGAAAGCCUACUUUGUUGACCCUAUGGGUCGGCCAGGAUGCCAAGAGGUCAACGUAUGUCAUGUUACAUCUACGCAUUAGUGUCCGAAUCUCCAAACGUCGCAAAACCCUUGACCACUACCUGCUGCCCACCAUAGGCUUCGGUGCGACCGAGGGCUGUUCGAUCGUCAACUUGGAGGAUGCUUCAGACAACGUUAGGCAGUGCUUGGAAGAAGUGUAUGGAAACUCAUCUACGAAAAAAUGUCUUUGUGUUCCCUUUCAUCAACCCAAACGAGGUCAUGUCUUGAUGCCAUAUAUCCCCGAAGGUGCUCCCUGUCUAGGCGGCACCGCUUUGCACCUAUUGACCCUGUUCCGCUCGCUGUCGUACGCGAAGAGCUUCAAGAUAUUCGUUGGUCAUAGCAGUUACGCUCAACAUGCAUUGAUGAACUUGGAGAUCGGUGUCUCUGCAGGCGGACCAGAAGUCAAUGUGCCUGACUCAUACAACAAUGGUGGUGUUUUGGACGACUGGCGACAGAUUGGGGUUGACUGUGCGGAUUCUCAAAGGGAUGAAGUAGCCUCGGGUCAAGAAGAUCAACAAGACAGGCAUACAAACGUCAAGGCUGUCGAUCGUACAACAUCUCCUGAGGUCGGUGCACAGCCAACAUGCUCGCCGCCGCCGUAUUCGCCACCUGUGCAGAUCAUCCAACUACCUGUAACACCACAGGCAAAAGCCUGUUUGAAACGAUCUCGUGUAUCGACUACCCCUGAAGCAAAUCAGCCAUCUCCCAAGUCUGCAAGAAGGGACAAUUCAUCCUCGCCCUCACUCAGCAAUGUUUUGCACGUGUCUGAAAGUAUAGUGAGAUCCUUCUCCUUGGAGUCAACCGUAUACUCGCCUACUAUCAUCAACACUCCAAGCACUGUAGACGACAACCCUGGCAUCAAACCCACAAUUUUUACGACUAGACAACAACACCCCGAAUAUGCCGCCAGUAUAGACGAUGGGAUCACUGGAACAACUCAGGAGAAAGUGAGGAAAAUUGCAAGCAGCUUCACAUCAGCCCCCGAGGUGCUAGACGCCAUCUCACCAAGAUCCAUCAUGCGCGCCUUGAGUUACGAACUUCGCGCACUUGUCACUGCUCAGGUUCCGUUGCUCACCGAACAGACUCUGCAACGUAUCAUGGAGGAACUCUGCUCAUCAUUGGAGUACACCCAGAAACUCGCCGAAGUCGCGCUGCAAGAGACCUCCGACGAUCUCAAAACUGAACUACGACUUGAGAAAGACAAUGGCAUUGAAGAUAUAGAUGAUCAUGCUCAAGAUGUCCUUUGUGAUGUUAAGGAACAAAUGGAAGAUCUAGCAAGUGGCCAUCUAAUUGCUUUUGAAGAUCUGCUGCAAAGGACUAGCGAACAGUUGACACAGACUCUCAAGGUUUUCUUGAGUAUCGUUGCCAAAGCUGUCGCAAUGGCAAAAGAGCAUGAAAAUAAAGCAGACCUGACAGAUUCUCAAGCUCAACACACUGCUGUCCCACCUGCACUGCGAAUACCCAAUGAAAGCGCACCAUCACCUGGCAUCAUUGCGACAUCAUCAGCAUCAACAGCCGCGAAGCUCUUCCUCGACGACUUCAGGGAUUUAGGCACAGCAGACAAGAUCAAGGUGCUUGAAAGGCUCACACACCAGCAAACAGCAGAAGUUUUCUUGACGGUGAAUACAGAGCUUCGCGAAGUCUGGGUUGCUAGCUGGAUUGCUUAG